This is a messenger RNA of Sitodiplosis mosellana (orange wheat blossom midge), 1366 nucleotides long. RefSeq names its product sorbitol dehydrogenase-like. The record is from RefSeq and is a predicted model, not a curated record. The coding region runs from base 177 to 1259 and encodes 360 amino acids. Gene Ontology annotation, molecular function: zinc ion binding; L-iditol 2-dehydrogenase (NAD+) activity. Gene Ontology annotation, biological process: D-sorbitol catabolic process. NCBI's taxonomy places the organism in Eukaryota, Metazoa, Arthropoda, Insecta, Diptera, Cecidomyiidae. The transcript is spliced from 2 exons.
UGAACGAAGAUUACUUCAUAUUUCAUCGUUUUAGCAACAGGUCCUGUCUCUCUUUCGGAGCAAAACGACAUAAUCAAGCCGAAUUGGUUGGAAGCGAAUCAAGCAAGCGUCGAGAAAGUGGUUUUCAUUGACACAUUUCAAAGUUCAAGUGUACACAGAAGCAUCAAUAUUGCGAUAUGUCGGUUGAUAAUUUAACAGCGGUUUUGUACGGAGUGGAGGAUCUUCGCUUGGAACAACGUCCAAUCCCUAGCAUAAAAGAUGAUCAAGUGCUGAUUUGCAUGGAUUCGAUUGGAAUUUGUGGUUCAGACGUGCAUUAUUUGGUGAAUGGUCGAAUUGGUCCGUUCAUUGUAAAAGAUCCAAUGAUCAUUGGCCACGAAUCAUCUGGUGUUGUACACAAAGUGGGUAAAUCGGUGAAAAAUUUGAAAGUUGGUGAUCGUGUUGCCAUUGAACCGGGUGUUCCAUGUCGUUAUUGUGAUGAUUGCAAACAAGGCCGUUACAAUUUAUGUGCCGAUGUUGUUUUCUGUGCAACACCACCAGAUCAUGGUAAUUUGACUCGGUUCUAUGCGCACGCGGCGGAUUUUUGUUUUAAAUUACCAGAUCAUGUGACGAUGGAAGAGGGUGCUUUGAUGGAACCAUUGUCCGUUGGCAUUCACACUUGUCGUCGUGGUGGAGUCGGUUUUGGAAAAAAUGUACUGAUUCUCGGUGCUGGUCCAAUUGGACUGUGUUCAUUGAUUGCAGCCAAAUAUUUGGGCGCUGAAAAUAUCAUCAUCACCGAUAUUGUUCAAGAUCGAUUGGAUUUGGCCAAAGAACUAGGCGCCAAACACACAUUGCUCGUAAAACCUGACGACGACGAAGAUGAUCUAGUGAAACAAGUACAUCAGAAACUUGGUUGUGCACCUGAGAUUUCAAUGGAGUGCAAUGGACGACAAGCAUCAACUCGUCUUGGCAUUAAAGCUACCAGAUCUGGUGGACGUGUUGUUAUUGUUGGUAAUGGACCACCAGAUGUUACAGUUCCCCUAAUUGCCGGAUCAACACGCGAAGUAGAUAUUUUAGGUGUGUUCAGAUAUUGUAACGAAUAUCCACUGGCAUUGGAAAUGGUCUCAAGCGGUACAAUUGACGUUAAAAAAUUGAUUACACAUCAUUUUGAUAUAACUCAAACCAAUGAAGCUUUUGACACGGCACGAUACGGUCGCGGUGGUGCCAUUAAAGUUAUCAUCCAUGCCACACCACGCAAUCAAAAUAAUCCAAAACCAUUUUAAUUCAAAUUUUUUAUUUUUUUUGACAUAUACUGUUUUUCAUGUGGAAUAACUGCCAUUGGAUGGAAAAAAAUGAAAAAUAAUAAUAAAAAAAAAUUGUCACAAUCAAA